Molecule: messenger RNA, 3480 nt
Organism: Peniophora sp. CBMAI 1063
Lineage: Eukaryota; Fungi; Basidiomycota; Agaricomycetes; Russulales; Peniophoraceae
Source: the annotation of a GenBank genome assembly
AUGGCCUCCCAACGCGCGGCGAAAUGCUACGCAGUAGAAAUGGAGUCCCAAGGACGAGGACUGGCGCUCUUUAACCCCAAUCCUGGGCGCCGUGGGCCAAUCAUCGACACCUCGCAGUCAAAUUCUGGUGUCGAGAUCGGCGACGUCGGCCACAUCAUCGACGGCGCCUUCUGCUUCCUCUUCAAUAUCCAUCGAUCGCGGGACGACAGACAGCUAUAUGGAGUUCCAGAAGGGUUCGAAGUCCUCCCUCGCGACGAUAACCAGAUAUCCCUACGUAUACAGGGGCCUCUCGAGAAGCCGCAGUUGCUACGUUCUGGCAGUCAAGUCACCGCGCAACUGAGUGCCGGUAUUGAUCUGGGGGUUCUCGGAGGCGCUUCGACGAGCUUCGAAUUCGAUCACGAGCGAGGGGCCGCUCUAGUAUACUUUGAUCGCCAUGAGGAGAGACGCGCCAUGAACAUCGGACACUACAAGCGUUAUUUUCGUAAACACUACCGCUCGUGGUUAUGUUUUGUGUCAAAUCUGGGUCGCGAACUCGUCAUUGGAGAUCUCGUUUUGGUGACAGGCUGCGAGCACACGCUAGCCUGGAUCACGUUCUGGAAAGAAACACGCUCUAUAGGUGGCAGCGUUGGACUCAACGUCCCCAUGGCAGUUGGCGGCGUUUCCGUAUCUUCCUCGGUUCAUGUGCGCGCUGGUCCCGACGUCCACUCUCUAUCUGGGCCAUGGGCGGCUGAGCGGCACGUAUCUUCUCGGGAGAGUCCAAGCGCAGCGCGAUUGCAGAACACCGACGACCCCAACCCUUCAGACCCCCCGCGUUCCUCUCCUGCAAUCACUCCUACUGGCCCCUCUUCAAGUUUGGUCGACCAGUGCAUCUUCAUUCGGCGGGUUCAAGGUUACAAGCCAGUAAAGGGUAUUCCAGCCGUUCUGAAAGCUGCUGCUGGACCUUCCGUUCUUCCGCCGCGCGAUCGCGAUCUUGAAGAAACCCAGUCAGUGCGCGCUGGCUCUGACGACACAGGUAGCGUGGAGUUCAUCGAAGAGACUCAAGGCUCUUCCCAGAUGGAUGACAGUCUGUUACCCCUCGCACUACGUGUUGUGGCCGAUGAAUACUCACCAUCUUGCGAAAAUGACAUUCUACUUCUACAUGACGAUGAGCUCCUACCUUUCCUUCCACAACCUGACGAAACGGGAAUCAUCUCCGAGCCGCUCACCGGUGUUCGAUCGUAUCUAGAGAGUCGCCUUCGCGGAUCUCCCCCACCCUGCCUGCAGAAAACGCAAGAAGGGUGGAUGCAGUCUGAGGAGGAGACAAGUCUCGUUUUCCUCCCACAUUCCGCGUCUAGAGGGCGUAUGCUGUAUAUCAAAGAACAGAUACGUAGCAUGGCACAUCGUAUCUUUCGUCCUUUGGGCAUUCUCUUUGAGCGCCAUCCGGAUGCAAAGUCCUUCAUCAUGGGGAGCUUUAUCCGUUGGUUGGCGCCACCGAUCACGAUACCUUCCAAGGACGCGACGUUAGUGCAUCAUAGCUCCCAUAGUAGCAUGGGUGAUCAUGAUAAUCUUCCAACCAACGACCGGACUUCCUACUCGCAUAUUCAUGCGCUCAUUAUCGGCAUCGAUAGCUAUGAAGAGGACGGAGUUGAACCCCUCACGGGCGCCGUCGCUGAUGCAGAUGCCGUAGCUGAAUACUUGCUCAAUGACUUGGGCGUUGCACAGUCUCAGAUUAUCAUGCUGCGCAAUGAGAUGGCGACAAAAGGCGCGAUUCUCCGGCAUCUGAGGGCGUUGUGCGAGCUCAAGACCCUCCGCAAUGGAGACCCAAUUGUCGUCUAUUUCUCUGGGCACGGUGCCACCGAAGCAGUUCCGGAUCCAUGGUUGGGGCUGAAGCACAUCACGACAGUCGUCCCACACGAUGCCCUUCAUGACAACGGGGGCAGUAUGGAGUUGACUCGCAUCUCAACUCAGACUCUUGGUCAGAUAUUGAAUGCCGCUGUCAAUCGACUCAACAGUAAUGGUCUAGGGGACAAUAUCACUCUGAUUCUGGACUGUUGCCUAGCUUAUACCUUCGAGCGUGAAUCCACACGAGAUACUAAUAAAUCAUCUCCUGGGUUCAUCUCCAGUCCUUACGUUACACUUUGUGCCAAUCAAGUAGGCGGGAGGGCGUAUGAGAAGGAUGGUCGGGGGUGGUUCACCCGGCACCUUCUCGAGGCCUUACGCAGGCUCGGUCCAAGGCUCGGUACAACCACGUACCAAGAUUUGGUCAGUUGCAUCCCGGCCAAUGAUGACCAGAUGCCCAGAUGCGAGGGCCGUCACUCAGAUCGUAUACUCUUCAGCACCCGCACUGCAGGCCACAACUCCGAUACCCAUCGCGUUAUCGAGAGGUCUGACACGUAUACUAUGGAAGCAGGCUCCGUGCACGGAAUCGCACUUGGCUCUCAUUUCUCUCUCUACCCGUCUUCCGAUAUCGACCCCGACGAUAAGCCCCUGACAUAUUUGAUCGCAACAUCUGUCGAGCCUUUCAGGACUGCACUUAGCCCGAUCCCGGACUUUUCGUUUGGACUUACAUCGGUCUACCAUCAGGCCAUGCCUUUCUCCGCAAGGCCCGCGGGGCCCACACCGACGGGUUCGAAUAGUCAGCUGCGCGUGCACGUAUCUUCGAACUCCAUGAGUUCGAGCGCAUCCGACAUUAUGAAAGCGUUGUCUACCGCGACUCUGGACAUGCAAUGGGUAGAUGAACAGGAAUCGGACUUGACUGUGCGAGAGCGCGACGGCACAACCGAGUACUUCAUCUGCGACCCCGAUAUCAUGGCGAACGGUUUGCAUCGUCUGCCUCAGACGACCAUAUCCGAUUCCCCCCAAGUCCUCCGCGUACUACGUGCCGCCCGCCACUUUCUCCUCAGUAUGCGUCGCUCACCGCCGACAUCCGCCUUGAAGGCACACGUCCGAAUGCACGUUCACGCUCUCAGUACUGGAAUUCAACUACAGGCCACUACGAAUACACCCCACAACAAUGCCAUCCAGCACACUUUCCACUACUCAGAGAGUGUCUUGGUUAUACGUGAUGAAGGGGAACGUUUCGGACUCUUUCUAGAGAACCAGUUCCAGCUGCCCCUUCACGUAUGGGUGUUCUACUACGAUUGUAAUGAUCUUUCCAUCACGGAGCUCUAUAGGCCUCCGAUAUGGGGCUGCCAUGGUCAGCCUUCACUACCUGGCAUUGGCGGUAAGCUGUCGAUUGGGCAAGGUCGGGACGAAGGGAGAGCGUUCACACCUUACCUGCGACCGGGAGAUAAAGUAGGAGUCGGUUUCAUUAGAGCUUUCGUGUCUACAGACCCCGUGGAUCUCUCCGGCAUCCAGCAGCUUUCUCCAUUCGAUCGUAGACGUGCCCGUGGUGUGCUGCUCCGGACCCAAGAGACUGAGCAUGCGCAAGUCUGGGAUGUCAUCAGCUUGGCCGUUGUACAAAAACGGCAUCUGGAUGAUAACACUCCCUCAACAACCUGA